Molecule: messenger RNA, 2092 nt
Organism: Paramecium pentaurelia
Lineage: Eukaryota; Ciliophora; Oligohymenophorea; Peniculida; Parameciidae
Source: the annotation of a GenBank genome assembly
AUGGAUAGUAAUUGUUAUUAGUAAAUUGAGAUUUUCAUUUCUGGGAGACAAUUAAAAGACUUGGAUUAUUUCAGCAAAUCAGAUCCUUUUGUAAUAGUUUAUAUUAAAACAAAUAACUAAUGGAUUAAGAUUGGGAAUACAGAAACAAUUCCAAAUAAUUUAAAUCCUAAUUUUAAGAGAUCAUUUCAACUUGAUUAUGUCUUCGAAACAGUUUAACCUAUUAAAUUUGAAGUAAGAGAUGAUGAUGGAAGCAAUUCAGAAUUAAUUGGUUAAAUAGAAACAACAAUUGGUACUUUAUUUGGAGCAAAGAAUCAAACUUCUAUUUUAGAACUUGGUUAAAGAAGAGGUAAACUUAUAAUAAGGUGUGAUAAGAUAUAAGAGGGAAAUGAAGUAAUGAUUAUGAAAUGGAGUGGAGUUAAGUUAAUGAAUACAGAUGGAUGGUUUGAUAAAUCAGAUCCAUUUCUUAGAUUUUAUAGAUAAAGAGAUGAUUCUACAUAUAUUUAAACAUAUGAGACUGAAGUCAUUAAAGAUAAUUUAAAUCCAUUAUGGAAAACAUUUGAAAUAUAAAGUGUUAAAUUAGCUCAUUCAAAUGAUAAAAAAAUUAAAAUUGAAUGUUGGGAUUGGGAAAAAAGUGGAAAACAUCAAUUUAUUGGAGAAUUAAUAACAACAAUUCCAGAAUUAUAAUAAACUAGAGAAUAUUAAUUAACAAAUCCUAAACAUAAGAAUCCAGGAAAAUUAAGAUUAGAUUAAUUUAGCACAUAUAUUAAACCUAAUUUUUAAGAUUAUGUAUAAAUAUUAUAUAUUACCUAAAGAUAAGAGGAGGAUUAUAAUUAAAUUUAAUGACUGCAAUCGAUUUUACUGGUUCUAAUGGUGCACCUCAUUAACCAGGUAGUUUGCACUUUCGAUCUCCACAUAGUUUAAAUUAAUAUUAACUUGCCAUUAAUGCAGUAGGAGAAAUACUUCUAGCAUAUGAUUUUGAUAAAAUGGUCCCAUGUUUUGGUUUUGGUGCCAAUUUAAACUUUCCUACAAUGAGAUCAGGUCAAGUCUCUCAUUGUUUUCCAUUAUCUGGAGAUCCUAAUUAAUUAAAUGCCUUUGAAUUAUAAGGAAUUGCUAAUCUUUACAAUUAUGCACUUGCAAAUGUUACAUUUUCAGGACCCACAUACUUUGGACCUAUCAUAUAAGAAGCUCUCAGAUAAAUAUAUGUACAAUAAUAAACUGAAUAAAAUGUAAAUUAUUAUUUAAUAUAUGUAGAUCUAUACAAUAUUAUUGAUUUUGACAGAUGGUAUCAUUCAUGAUAUGGAAUAAACUAAAUAAUUAAUUGUUAACAGUGCUAGAUUACCUUUAUCUAUUAUUAUAAUUGGAGUUGGUAAUGAAAACUUUGCUAUGAUGGAAGAAUUAGAUGGAGAUCAAGGUAUAUUUAAUUAAAUAUUUAUUAGGUCUUUAUUCUGGUAACAGAAAAGCUGAAAGAGAUUUAGUUUAAUUUGUUCCUUUUCGUAAUUUUGGUGGAAAUCAAGUUAAUUUAGCAAGACAUGUAUUAGCUGAAAUUCCAGAAUAAAUAGUCAAAUAUCAUUAAUUGAUAGGCAAGAAACCAAACCCUCCUUAAUUUGUAGAUAUCAAUUAAUUGGGCAUGACUAUGGCAAAUUAACAAAUGAAAUAAUAAGAGUCAUAACAACAAUAUAUACCACCACCUAAUAUUUUACCUUAAGUUUAAUAACCUAACAUACCACCUCCAAUUUAAUAAUAAAUGCAACCAUAACCUCCAUAUUAAUAAUAAAUUCCAGCUUAUUCUUCAUAAUAAUCUUAAUUAAAUCAACAAUAUCCACCUCCUUAAUAAUAGGGAUAUCCCUAUUAAUAAACUAUAAAUUAAUCCUAUUAAUAAGGUAGAGCUUCUGAGCAAAUCAAUCCAUCUAAUUUUAUGUAGUAAUAAUAUGGAUAACCACCUUAAAAUAAUAGAUCAAGUUGCAACCUAUAAUAAUCCCCUUAUUAAUAAUAGCCAUAAAAUUAAAUGCCAAAUGCUUAAAUACCAAAUUUUUAAUAUCCUCCUAUGAGUCAAUCUUAAGCAUAUGGUUAAAUUAAAAAUCCUAUGGAAUGA